AUGUCUUCCGAGCUCGCAAAAAGGGCAGCUACUGCCUUGCAACAAGCGAGCAAGGAAUUACAUGGUAUCGUGGUAUCGGCCGGUCGAAUGGACAAAACCGUAAAGGUUAAGUUGGGAGGUUUACGAUGGGAGCCGAGAGUACAAAAGUUCUUUAAACAACCACGCUUCAAAUUAGUCCACGACCCAUGUAACUCCGUCCGACAAGGCGACGUAGUCGCCAUAACACCAACUUGGAGAGUAUCGCAACACGUGCGCCACGUUGUCAAGCACAUCAUUGCGCCCUACGGCGAUCCCAUCGACGAGCGACCGGCCGUUCCUGCGGUAGAGGAGAGAAUAGCUCAAGUGGCAGCCAAGAGAGCGGCUAAGGAUGAGCGAAGAGCAGUUCGCAAAGAAGAACAAACAAAGAUCAAGGAAGAAGAGAAAGCUGCCCGACAAGCGAGGAGGGCGAUGAAGUUAAAUUGGAAGGCUGGACAAACUAAACAAAUACCUACGCAAGAUACGACACUAGACGAUGUAGAUUGA
Messenger RNA from Hypoxylon trugodes, 522 nucleotides. RefSeq names its product nucleic acid-binding protein. The record is from RefSeq and is a predicted model, not a curated record. Gene Ontology annotation, molecular function: structural constituent of ribosome. The transcript is spliced from 2 exons. Gene Ontology annotation, biological process: translation. Lineage: Eukaryota; Fungi; Ascomycota; Sordariomycetes; Xylariales; Hypoxylaceae. Gene Ontology annotation, cellular component: ribosome; mitochondrion. Bases 1 to 522 code for a protein of 173 amino acids.